UCACCCUGUACCCCUAACAGGCACAGGGUGACUUACAUAUAUUAGGGAUAUGGGGAGCUGAGACAGGGGUCUCCCCCCACCUCUCCAAAGUGAGCUGUGUUCCAUGGGCCCCCCACCCAAAGGGACUCCCGUUAGGGAAGAGGUAAGUUUAGAUCUGCUUUACCACUUUGUGAGGGCGUUGGUGAUGCCAGAGCCUAGUAGGAGAGGCUCACGAUCACGUGGCACGGUAAUUGGCCGGACAAUGAUGACAUCAUCAGGAGCCCGC
This is a messenger RNA of Staurois parvus, 265 nucleotides long. The record is from the annotation of a GenBank genome assembly. NCBI's taxonomy places the organism in Eukaryota, Metazoa, Chordata, Amphibia, Anura, Ranidae.